GACGAAAGGGCUGAUAGAGAAAGGCCCAUGCACACCUUCUUCAUCUGGAGAAUCUUGGAACUUCAAUGUCCAUGGAUCAGAUAGGAUACAAAUCUUUGGAUGCCCCUCUCUCUUAUCUCCUGCAUAUCAAUUUGUACAUAUAAAUAUCAGAAAUUCAGAAAAUACAUUCAAUUGACAUCAACAGUGACGAAUAAAGACAAACAGUUGCAUCAACUGCUAUCUUCACAAGCCAAAACCUUUUUCCCCUUUCCCAACUUACACCUAACAUUAGCAAUCAGCCUUAAUCUACCCCAUUUUUCUUCUGUUUACCAUUUUUUUGUCUAUCCACUUUUCCUUACGGCCUCUUUCUUCCGCUGAUUUCUGAGCCAAUUGCAUAUAUUUCGGUCAAUCUCAUCUCUCAUUCUUCAAUUCCCGUGUUUUCCUCUGCGGAAUCGGAAUGAGCCUCGAGAAGAAAGAUUCGGAACAAGUGGAACAAUGUCGAGCGGAAAGCAAAGUGUGGGAGGAGUAGUGAAAGCGGAGGUUAAAGUUACGGCUGUAAAGUAUCCGUUUUGGUUUGGAGGUAGUGCAAGCUGUUUUGCAGCUUGUGUUACUCAUCCAUUGGAUCUUGUUAAGGUCCGGUUACAGACUCGAUCCGGCAAUGCGCCCAAUACUAUGGUUGGCACAUUCGUGCACGUCUUAAAGCACAAUGGUUUCGUUGGACUUUAUUCGGGACUUAGCGCUUCCCUUCUGCGCCAAAUAACAUACAGUACUACUCGAUUUGGCAUCUACGAAAAACUCAAGACGAAUCUCACAUCAGGAAGCCAACCUCCCUCUUUCCCCAUUCUUAUCGCCAUGGCCUCCACUUCAGGGUUCAUUGGUGGAAUCGUAGGAAAUCCAGCCGAUGUUCUGAAUGUGCGAAUGCAGCACGAUGCUGCGUUACCAAUCGAGCAGAGAAGAAACUAUAAGAAUGCUGUCGAUGGAUUAAUACGCAUGACGAAAGAAGAAGGGUGGAAAGCUUUGUAUCGCGGAGUCUGGCCGAAUAGCAUGCGAGCUGUCUUAAUGACUGCUUCUCAAUUGGCCUCUUAUGACAGCUUCAAACAGCUACUCAUUAGGCAUACACCAAUGGAAGAUGGGCUCUCGACACAUUUUACUGCUUCCUUAAUGGCGGGUUUCGUGGCUACUACAGUUUGCAGUCCAGUAGAUGUGAUCAAGACAAGAAUUAUGAGUAGUCAUGAAAGUAAGGGAUUGGCGAAACUCUUGACGGAUGUAUAUAAAGUAGAAGGUGUCGGAUGGAUGUUUAGGGGCUGGGUGCCAAGUUUUAUUCGUUUGGGACCACAAACCAUCGCAACAUUCCUUUUCCUCGAACAACAUAAGAAGAUAUAUCGAUCUCUACAAGGAAUCGCAGAGCCCGAAGCCACGAUUGUCUAAACGAAAUUUUCCCAGGAGGUUAUUACUAGAAGAACGACCACAAAUAUACCUAGUUCAAUGUUGGACAUUGACUUGCACAGCAACGGUAAUUAAGGGGAUGUUAUCAAGCUUCUGAAUAUGGGCAUGUAUCACUAACCCACCUACCCUUGAAAUUAUGGUUUAAGAAUCAACCUAAUCCUCACAAUCUCAUAUCACGAAGCCCCUAGAUAGACACUUCUAUUUUUUCUUCGACACCUGUAUACACAUUCACCGAACCUACAUACACUCCUCGGUAGAUAUACCCACCUAGACAUAGACACCUACGGACAAAAUUUUCGGCGUUGGUGGAUAGCGAUAUGAGUACACAUAGACUGCUUUAUAGACCGGGUUGGAUAUAAUAGAUGCAUGGCUGCUCAUAGAAUAGAUUCUAGAUUUAAUGCACACGCGCAUACUUAAUGAAUGACGUCUAACAUUUUUCUCCCGUUCUGUUUUCUGCCUA
Messenger RNA from Botrytis cinerea B05.10, 1885 nucleotides. RefSeq names its product Bcucp1 (gene Bcucp1). The record is from RefSeq and is a predicted model, not a curated record. The transcript is spliced from 4 exons. Gene Ontology annotation, cellular component: mitochondrial membrane. Gene Ontology annotation, molecular function: sulfate transmembrane transporter activity; succinate transmembrane transporter activity; malate transmembrane transporter activity. The coding region runs from base 475 to 1407 and encodes 310 amino acids. NCBI's taxonomy places the organism in Eukaryota, Fungi, Ascomycota, Leotiomycetes, Helotiales, Sclerotiniaceae. Gene Ontology annotation, biological process: oxaloacetate transport; malate transmembrane transport; phosphate ion transmembrane transport.